Podospora pseudocomata is the source of this 3383-nucleotide messenger RNA. RefSeq lists its product as uncharacterized. The transcript has 4 exons. Bases 971 to 2797 code for a protein of 608 amino acids. NCBI's taxonomy places the organism in Eukaryota, Fungi, Ascomycota, Sordariomycetes, Sordariales, Podosporaceae. The record is from RefSeq and is a predicted model, not a curated record. Gene Ontology annotation, molecular function: flavin adenine dinucleotide binding; oxidoreductase activity, acting on CH-OH group of donors.
UGUUCUGCAAGGAUACAUGGGCUAGCUUGUUUGAGCUGUGUGGGGUUCGAGACGUCGUUUUUUGAAGUCUUCGUCAAUAUCUCCUCUUCCGGAUGGCUUCCCCGGGCAAUCACUUCCUGUUUAACCCCCACUUUCCGUGCCCCAAAACCACCUCCAGGCAUGGUGAAUUCAAAGUCUCCCAUUGACUCCCGUCUUGCUGCGUCGAUAGCGCGAGAGCUGGACGAGUCCAUCGUGCCAUUCAAACAAUAGUCGAUACCCCGCCCUUAACCCUGGCCCCAAUUACCUGGUGCAGAUCUGCGCCCCUUUUUGCCGCUCCAUACCACCUCGAGUCUGCCCACCUCUAAGGAUAUCUCUCGCUUCUUCAUGACCCCAGUGUAACCCCAGUCUUUUUUCAACCAACUUGGCGUGCUUGCGGGUGUCAUUGUCGAGCCAGAACGUCCCCAACUGCAGCCACCGACCUGCAGAACACGUAGAACACCUGCAGAACGCCCACGUUUCUGGGGCUCACGACACCGAGGUGUGGAGGGGCGGCCCCUGAAUAAACACACUCUUAGACCAUGUUGGGGUCGGCGGUGGUAAACCAUUGGCAUGGCCCAGUGGGGGCUGGGGGACUGGCUCGAGAGGGGAACUGAAGCAAACAAAAGGACCACGUUCGCGACAUACCCGGUUGAAACGAGGCUGAUCUUCAUACCGACUUCUCCAGACUCCUCUCUGCUGCGUGUUGCGAGCCUGGUGAUAUCCGCUUUGCGAACCCCUAAUUGUUCGUCAUCCCCGAACUGCCGAAGCCGAGAUCUCUUGCCUGCUCCCCCUUGUGCAUACAAUUGGCGAGCCCCCCCUUUCUGUUUCCAUAUCUGUCCAGCUUUGGGUGCCCCCUUCUUCUGCAUCUUCAGCGACAUCCAGCCCGCAUCUUGCCGAGAGCGCCCAGAUUGUUCAGUACAACCCACCAUCAGCAAACCUCCCAUCACACAUCAUGGCUGCUGUUGACCUUGAGAAGCCGUUCGACUAUGUCGUCGUUGGCGGCGGCACUGCCGGCCUCGUCAUCGCCAACCGGCUCUCCGAAGACAGCGAUGUCCGUGUUCUUGUCAUCGAGGCCGGUGCAGACCGUAGCAGUGACCCCCUGGUUCUUUGCCCGGGUCUCGUUGCCGGCUUGUACGGCAAGGAUGAAUACGACUGGAACUUCACAUCAACACCCCAGCCUACCCUGAACAACCGGGUCAUCAACCAAGCUCGCGGGAAGAUGCUUGGUGGCAGCUCGGCCCUCAACUUCCUCAUGCUGUUGUAUCCUUCCAAGGGCAACAUUGACGCUUGGGCAGCCCUGGGCAACGAGGGCUGGGACUUUGACUCUCUUGCUCCCUACCUGCGCAAGUUUGCAACCGUCCACACUCCUCCCCAGUCAUCCAAGGACCUCUGCGGGUUAACCUAUCACAGUGAGGACCUCGCCAAAGGUGACGGGCCCAUCCACGUCACUUUCAGUGAAGGUUACAAUGUAACCAACCAAGCUUGGUUGAAGACCUUUGCUGGACAAGGCCUGGAGGUCACCACGGAUCCUCGUGAUGGAAGGGCAUUGGGUGCCUUCCAGAACCAGGCCAGCAUUGAUCCAGUAACACACACCAGAAGUUUCGCAGCCACAGGCUAUUACAACCCAGAGGUUGCGAAGCGGUCCAACUUGGUGGUUCUCACCGAGACUUUGGUGGAAAAGAUUGUCUUUGACACCACGGGAGAUGAGCCUGUUGCCACUGGUGUUGAGAUUUUGACCAAGGAUGGUGAGAAAAAGCAGAUAUCUGCCAACCUCGAAGUCAUCCUGUCGGCUGGUACCCUGCAGUCACCCCAGAUUCUGGAGCUUUCCGGUAUUGGAAGCAAGGACAUCCUCGAGAAGCACAACAUUCCCGUCAUUGUUGAGAACCCCAGCGUGGGCGAGAACGUGCAAGACCACCCCAUUGUAUGCCAGAGCUUCGAGGUCGCCGAUACGACCCCGUCAGGGGAUGUCCUCCGUGACCCCAACGUUCUCAACGCUCUGGUAGGCAUGUACCAGGCCUCCGGCGCCGGACCUCUCGGCCAGAGCACCAUCAGCGUAGCCUACUCCCCCCUCGUCGACGGCUCCGGCAUCGUCUCCCCCGAGGCCAAGAAGGAGCUCCUCGCCUCCCACGAGCACACCCUCACCACCCCGGACGCGCAAGCCAUCAGAAAACUCGUCGAGUCCCCCGACGAGGCCACCUUCCAGUUCCUGCUCUUCCCCACCCAGGUCUCCAUCCCCGACGUCCCCAAGUCCAUGGCCGAGUACAUCCUCCCGGUCCUCCCCGAGAACUACAUCACCGUCAUGACCAUCCUCAACCACCCCUUCUCCCGCGGCAGCGUGCACAUCUCCAGCCCCGACGUCCACGCCGCCCCGGUAUGGGACCCAAAGUACAACUCCCACCUCCUCGACAUGGAGCUCCUCGCCCGCGGCGUCGAGUUUGUCGAGCGGCUCGUCGACAAGUCGACGCCGUUUGGCAAGCUGCUCAAGGACGGGGGGAAGAGGCAGCCGGAGGGGCUUGUGGCGACGGAUCUGGAAAAGGCAAAGGAAAUUGUCCGCAAGAGGCAGAUCUCCGUGUUUCAUGUGUCUGGCAGCUGCGCCAUGAAGCCAAGGGAGCAGGGCGGUGUGGUGGAUGCGAGGUUGAGGGUGUACGGGACCAAGAGACUUAGGGUGGUGGACGCGAGCGUGUUCCCGCUGGAGCCGGUGGGAAAUAUUCAGAGUGUGGUUUAUGCUGUUGCGGAGAAGGCGGCGGAUUUGAUCAGGGAGGAUAGGAAGAGCUUGUAAAUUUGUUUUCUCUGCGCAUUUAGUCUUCCCCGGCUUUUGGCCUGACAUCUCGGACUCAGAUGGCCCUUACACGCCCAGUGAAUGGAUUUUCAAUCUCCUUUUCAACGAAGAAAGUGAGUUUCGUGGUAGACAUGUCAUCUUUCAAGGACUCGCAAGUGUGCUUGUCGGGACAAACGAUGGACUUGAUGGUGUUUUCCCCCCAGCCGAAACGACACAGAUCCGAGAUGCCGGGGACAAAGACUCGCUGAGACACAAGAUUGGGGCGCUGAGGGUAGAACGGGGACGACGGGUCCGGGCAGGGUUUUCUGUAGUUUGCAGUCGUCAGUUAUGGACAGAUUGAAAGAGAGCCUGUAGAUGUUGAGCAAAAGACCUACUCGUAUAAGAAGCAGCAGCUGAGGGAGGAGCCCUUGUAGAUGGAAUUCACUGGUAUAGAGGGGCUGAUGUCCACUAUUGGCGUGUAAUGAUCAUGGUUAGAUAGUGGAGCCUUUGGACGCAACAAUGAAAGAGAAACAUACCGCAGCUGGCCUGGUGUGUGUUGUCGAGAGUCUCAGGCGAGAAAACCUGGCAGGGACCCUCAUAGUUGGCC